This is a messenger RNA of Cryptomeria japonica (Japanese cedar), 1145 nucleotides long. Its product is annotated as homeobox-leucine zipper protein HAT22. Bases 93 to 974 code for a protein of 293 amino acids. The transcript has 4 exons. Gene Ontology annotation, molecular function: sequence-specific DNA binding. Gene Ontology annotation, cellular component: nucleus. NCBI's taxonomy places the organism in Eukaryota, Viridiplantae, Streptophyta, Pinopsida, Cupressales, Cupressaceae. Gene Ontology annotation, biological process: regulation of DNA-templated transcription. The record is from RefSeq and is a predicted model, not a curated record.
CUCUGUUUUCUCUCAUAUUGAAGAUCUUAGUCAAGGAGUUGCAGAGCAUCAAAUAUAGUGAAGCGGAGUUUGGAAAGGAAGGAAAGAAAGUUAUGGGUGUGAAUGAGGAAUGUGAUACAGUCCUGGGUAUAGGACUCAGAAAUGGUGGAAGGGAUGGUGCUUCGAGUCCUCUGCAGUUAGAUCUGCUCCCCUUAGCUCCUGCUCCUCGCCAUUCUUCUUUCUCAGAGAGUUUUCCAUGGGCGAAGAAGAGUUUGUCAGAUGAAGCGUCGGCCAUGCCCAGGCAGAAAAAUAUCGAUGUUAACAAAUUGCCUCCUGCAAACUACUAUUCUAAUCAAUAUGAGGAAACCCAUAAUAGUAAUAGGGCAUCCUCUGCUAACAGCAGCGUAUCUUCUUUUCAUCUGGAUUUCAAUGCAAUCGAUCAGGAAGACAGCUAUGGGAUUCGAACCAAGCGGGACCGUUGUGGUGUUACAGAGGAUUCUGAGGCAGAAAGAGGGUAUUGUAGAGUUAGUGAUGAAGAAGAAGAAGGCUGUGGUACAAGGAAAAAACUCAGACUGUCAAAACAACAAUCUGCUAUCUUAGAAGAAAGCUUCAAACAAAACAGCACUCUCAAUCCUAAGCAAAAGCAAGACUUGGGGAAACAGUUGAAUCUUCGCCCUCGACAAGUUGAAGUCUGGUUCCAAAAUAGAAGGGCGAGAAGCAAGCUUAAACAAAUAGAAGUGGACUGUGAAUUUUUAAAGCAGUGCUAUGAAUCUCUGACAGAGGAAAACAGAAGACUGCAGAAAGAGUUAACACAACUGAGAUCUGCAAAACUUGCAUCACCUUCAUCUCCUUUGUACGUGCCAAUGGCUGCAGCAACUCUAUCAAUGUGUCCUUCAUGUCAAAAAAUUAUAAACUCUGAUAACACAAGGCCUUUCACUCCUCUGCAAAAUCCACGCUUUCAUCCUCCUUACUCACACUCUUCAGUAGCAUGUUAAAUCAUCUAGUGAGUUAUUGAGGAGCUGGUGCACUUGAAUGAAUGUAAACUAAAGUCCCAUUAGUUGUUGAUGGGAUUUCUGGAUGGAUCCAAUGUCCAAUUGUAUAAAACCUACAUAUGUAAAUACAAGUACACUUACUGAAAGGAUUUCCAAUAUCUUUUAUUCUGACAA